Messenger RNA from Capra hircus (goat), 2513 nucleotides. It is a transcript of the gene SLC35H1, whose product is annotated as solute carrier family 35 member C2. NCBI's taxonomy places the organism in Eukaryota, Metazoa, Chordata, Mammalia, Artiodactyla, Bovidae. Gene Ontology annotation, cellular component: cis-Golgi network; endoplasmic reticulum-Golgi intermediate compartment; Golgi apparatus. The record is from RefSeq and is a predicted model, not a curated record. Gene Ontology annotation, biological process: UDP-glucose transmembrane transport. The transcript has 10 exons. Gene Ontology annotation, molecular function: antiporter activity. Bases 993 to 2090 code for a protein of 365 amino acids.
ACACUCGACCCGGGUCCGCCUGGUCUUCCCCGACCCCAGCCUGCAUGCUUUGGACGCUCAUUAGGCUUGGCUGGAUUGAUAAGGAGGCGGGGCUUGGUUUUAUUGGUUUUCUUUCGCUGAGACUUGAAGGCAGGCACUGCCUCUUUGACAGUAGUUGUUAGAGGCUAAGGCACAGGAGGCAUUAGUUUUCUGGUUCAUUUUCAGUGCCUCGAAGACCAGAUUGUCCCCUGAAAAUCACGUGCCCUCUCUCAUCGAACCAUAUAGCGAACAUAGGGUGCCAGGUGGCUAUAAGCUGUCGUGAACACCACACCUCCUGUGUGCCUGGGGCUCACCGCCUGACGACGGGGCACACAGCCGGCUCUCAGGCCUGGCACACAUGUGAUGUCGGAGGAGUAGGGGAGCAGCCAUGUCUCGGGGGGCCUGUGGAGGCAGUGCUCCCCCAGGAAGAGCCAUCCGAGCUGAUGAUCAGUAGAACCUGCAGAGGAGGGAAUGCAGGGCGUGCAGAGCAUUCGGCUCCCUGCGGCAGCAGGGAAGAGCUGGAUGUGCCUAGGGAAAAGCAGGCCCUGGGUGAGACAGGGCACCCAGAGCCCAGCCACGGGGCAGGCCUCCUUAGCCAGGGGAGGGUCUUGGUCUUGCUUUAAGAGCCCUGACAGCUGCUGAAGGGCCGCAGCUGCUCUGGCAUGAUCACAUUUGCAUUUUUAAAAGGUCACUUUGGUGUGAAUUCACAGAGAAGAGCUCGAGGCGACAGGAGAGUGGAGUCUCAGCCCUGGGGUCCAGCGAGCCGCGUCCACGGUUGAUCAUGGAGAGGGUUGGCUCGGGCCACCAGCCCCGAAGGUGAGGACGGCACCUGGGGCUCCGUAGACGAUUCCAGAUCAUGGAAGCGGCAGCCGGGAGGCGUGCUUGCUAAAAGUCGCAGGCCCAGCCCGACCGGCCCUUCCCGCGGGGCGUCUUCCCGAGAGGUGGUUGCUGCCCCCGCCGGCCAGCGUCUGCGGAUGGGGAGGUGCGCCCCCGACGUGGCCUUCGUGUGGAGGGCGGUGCUGACCCUGGGGCUCGUGCUCCUCUACUACUGCUUCUCCAUCGGCAUCACCUUCUACAACAAGUGGCUGACCAAGAGCUUCCACUUCCCCCUCUUCAUGACGAUGCUGCACUUGGCUGUGAUCUUCCUGUUCUCCGCCCUGUCCAGGGCCCUGGUUCAGUGCUCCAGCCACAGGGCCCGUGUGGUGCUGAGCUGGCCCGACUACCUCAGAAGAGUGGCUCCCACCGCUCUGGCUACGGCGCUGGAUGUGGGCUUGUCCAACUGGAGCUUCCUCUACAUCACCGUCUCGCUGUACACGAUGACCAAGUCCUCAGCCGUCCUCUUCAUCCUCAUCUUCUCUCUGAUCUUCAAGCUGGAGGAGCUGCGUGCGGCACUAGUCUUGGUGGUCCUCCUCAUCGCCGGGGGCCUCUUCAUGUUCACUUACAAGUCGACGCAGUUCAACAUCGAGGGCUUCGCCUUGGUGCUGGGUGCCUCGUUCAUCGGCGGCAUUCGCUGGACCCUCACCCAGAUGCUCCUGCAGAAGGCGGAACUUGGACUCCAGAACCCCAUAGACACCAUGUUCCACCUGCAGCCACUCAUGUUCCUGGGGCUCUUCCCUCUCUUUGCCGUGUUUGAAGGUCUCCAUUUGUCCACAUCUGAGAAAAUCUUCCGUUUCCAGGACACAGGGCUGCUCUUGCGGGUGCUUGGGAGCCUCUUCCUUGGCGGGAUUCUCGCCUUUGGUUUGGGCUUCUCUGAAUUCCUCCUGGUCUCCAGGACCUCCAGCCUCACUCUCUCCAUUGCCGGCAUUUUUAAGGAAGUCUGCACUUUGCUGUUGGCAGCGCAUCUGCUGGGUGACCAGAUCAGCCUCCUGAACUGGCUGGGCUUUGCCCUCUGCCUCUCGGGAAUAUCUCUGCACAUCGCCCUCAAAGCCCUGCAUGCCAGAGGUGACAGUGCCCCUAAGCCCCUGAAGGGGCUAGGCUCCAACCCCGACCUGGAGCUGCUGCUCCGGAGUAGCCAGCUGGAGGACGAGGACAACGAGGAGGAGGAAUACUUCGUGGCCCAGGGGCAGCAGUGAGCAGCCGGGGGACCAGUCAGCGGCUUGGGGACCCGGGUGGUUCCUCCUGGCCGCCGGGCAGCAGUGGGCCCAGCAUCUCCUGGGCCAGGCCUCGGAGGGCAUGCAGCCGGUGCUGGGGCCGGGGCAGAGAGCUGGUGUGCCAGGUGGGCACCAGGCCAGCCUUGGGCCUGGCCGGAGCGGGGGCCCAGCAGCGCUGGUGUCGCAGCAGGAGCAGGGAGUGGGCUGUUGCAGCCGCUCGCCAGGCUCUGAGAGCCGGGAUGGUGAUUUUAGAGAGAAGACAGGUUUCCAGGGGGCUGGGCUUGGACUGCAGUGCAGUUAGGGACGGGAGGUGGGGACGCUGGGGCCCUGUCACCUGGAGACUGUCCUUUCUCUGCAAGCAGACCUAUUUAUAGCUUGGAAAUAAAGGGUUUCCGGUCCACUGGC